This is a messenger RNA of Carya illinoinensis, 2262 nucleotides long. RefSeq lists its product as uncharacterized. Gene Ontology annotation, molecular function: aspartic-type endopeptidase activity. The transcript is spliced from 4 exons. The record is from RefSeq and is a predicted model, not a curated record. Lineage: Eukaryota; Viridiplantae; Streptophyta; Magnoliopsida; Fagales; Juglandaceae. The coding region runs from base 1 to 2262 and encodes 753 amino acids. Gene Ontology annotation, biological process: proteolysis.
AUGGAGACCUCUAACAAGGAUAACCAGAGGAUCAUGGAGAACAUAAAGAGAGAGACGGACACCACAUUGGAGCGGCUAGAGAGGAGACUAGCCGAGAACCGUCUUGGGACACCACCUCAUGGGGGCGAUGCCUAUGCUGAUGGACUGGAAGCCAGUGUAACCGAGUCCAUGCAUGCGUCGCCAAGGCAAGGUUUGAUGCAUGGUGGCCGUGUAGAGAACCAUCAAGGUUACCAUGAGAGGUGGAUUCCGAAUGCUGCCUUUGAGAGAGAGGAGCCGUUGGCUGGCUAUCAGGCUAGGAGCCCUAGUGUUCACCAUGAGCACCAGGAAUUUGAGCACGAGCAAGAUAGAAGAGGAAACCGACAUCAGGAUUGGGGACCCAGGCGGCCUAAGGUCGACUUCCCAAAGUAUAGCGGUGGUGACCUCGAUGAGUGGUUGGACAAGGUCCACUACUACUUUCUGACAUUUGACAUCCCAUGCCAUGAGAGGGUGUCCAUAGCCUGCCUUUACCUUGAAGGCAGGGCUGGAAAAUGGUGGCGUUGGAUAACGGACCAAUACGACAAGGAUCAUAUGAGGUUGGGUUGGACAGCCUUUGAGAAAGAGCUCCUUAGUCAGUUCGGGCCAUCACCAGUUGUCAAUCACCAUGAGCAGCUGGCCAAGCUAAGGCAAGAGGGCAAGGUCCAGCACUAUAUAGAGGAGUUCAGGCAGCUACAGAUCAUGGUUAGGGGCUGGUCGGUGGAAGCUUUGAUAGGCACAUUCAUCGAUGGUUUGAGACCUUGGCUUGCCAAGGAAAUCAAACUUAGACAGCCCACAAGGCUACCCGAGGUGAUGAAGAUGGCUGAAAUUCUUGAGCAGAGCCAUUCUAGUGAACGGCGCCCAACCAAAGACAUGGGGAGCAAGUCUUUCAAGACUGUGCAAACCAAGGUCUCUUGGAAGGGAAGGGACACAUCAGCCACCACCUCCAAACCGAGGCUAGAGAUCAAGAAGCUAUCCAGUGAAGAGGUGCAAGAGCGCAUCAAGAAGGGGUUGUGUUUUAAGUGCGGAGACAAAUGGGGCCCCGGUCACAAGUGUAAGGCAGCUCAGGCCUUGUUUAUGUUUGAGGACGAGUCAAGUGAUGAUGAGUCGGAAAGCAGCCAAGAGGAGGAAACCGAGGAAAUCGAAUAUGGUGGCACACCAGAGGAGGCUGAGCUAUCAUUGAAUGCUAUGGCUGACAUUUCUAAACCCACGUACAUGAGGUUGAUGGCAUGGGUGGGCAAGCAUGAAGUGACUUUGCUAGUGGAUAGCGGCUCCACACACAACGUCAUUAAUUCCAGCAUUGUGGGCAAGGUUGGACUAAAGCCGAGCCCUAUUCCCCCAUUUGAAGUAAAGGUGGCAAGUGGAGAAAAGUUGCAAUGUGAGGCCCUUAUCCGUGAAGUGAAGAUGAAUGUUCAGGGGGUCCGUAUUAUGGCAGACUUGCAUGUGCUGCCCUUGGUCGGCCUUGACUUAGUCUUGGGGAAUGCUUGGCUGAAGAGCCUUGGCAGGGUCGUCCAUGACUAUCACAACAUGACCAUGGAGUUUAAACUUGGCUCCAAGAAGCGACUAUGGACAGCCAUUGCCAAUAAGGAGAUCAAGUCAUGCGAAGCUAUUAUGUUUGAGAAGUUUUGCAAAGGCGGGGCACAUUGCUUCACCAUCGUGGUGGCCAAAGAGGAUGUAAUGAGACAAGUCGAGAACAAGGGUCAGGAGGGCACCCAUGAUGAUUUAGAGCUACUGCCUGAGGAAGUCAAGCCAGUCUUGGCAGCCCACAGGGGGAAGGGAGAGAUUGAACGGCAGGUGGAUGAGAUGCUGAAGAGUGGCCUAAUCCGCCCUAGUACCAGUCCCUUUUCUUCACCGGUGCUGUUGGUGAGGAAGAAGGAUGGCACAUGGAGGUUCUGUACAGACUAUAGGGCCUUGAAUGAAGCCACGGUCAAGGACAGAUUUCCAAUCCCCACUGUCGAUGAGAUGUUAGAUGAGCUGCAUGAGGCUACGGCUGCAAUGAAUAGCAUCUUCAAGCCACUACUUCGGAAGUUUGUGCUUGUCUUCUUCGAUGACAUUUUGGUCUAUUCUAAGACCAUCGAAGAGCAUAAGCAACACUUGGAGAAGGUGCUAACAAUUCUGGAGGAGCAUCAUUUCUUUAUCAAAACCACCAAGUGUGCCUUCAUGGAGAAGGAGUUGGAGUACUUAGGCCACUUUAUCUCAGGAGAUGGUGUCAAAGUCGAUCACAGAAAGAUAGAGGCCAUGGUGGAUUGA